AUGGUCCAUUACAAGCUCACCUACUUCGCAGGCCGUGGACUUGCUGAACCUAUUCGCCAGAUUUUCGCCCUUGCUGGUCAAAAAUAUGAAGAUGUUCGUUACACCUUUCAGGAAUGGCCCAAACACAAGGAUGAAAUGCCAUUUGGUCAAAUACCAGUGUUGGAAGAGGAUGGUAAACAACUAGCGCAAUCAUUCGCUAUCGCUCGUUACCUUUCCAGAAAAUUCGGUUUUGCCGGAAAAACUCCUUUCGAAGAAGCCUUAGUCGACUCGGUUGCUGACCAAUACAAGGACUACAUCAAUGAGAUCCGUCCAUACCUCAGGGUCGUUGCAGGAGUCGAUCAGGGAGAUCCGGAGAAGCUUUUCAAGGAACUGCUCCUUCCAGCUCGUGAGAAAUUCUUCGGUUUCAUGAAAAAAUUCCUUGAGAAGAGCAAAUCUGGUUACCUCGUUGGUGAUUCGGUGACAUACGCUGACUUGUGCUUAGCCGAGCACACAUCUGGUAUCGCUGCGAAGUUCCCCAGUAUCUAUGAUGUAUUAUUAUUAUUAUUAUUAUUAUUAUUAUUAUUAUUAUUAUUAUUAUUAUUAUUAUUAUUAUUAUUAUUAUUAUUAUUAUUAUUAUUAUUAUUAUUAUUAUUAUUAUUAUUAUUAUUAUUAUUAUUAUUAUUAUUAUUAUUAUUAUUAUUAUUAUUAUUAUUAUUAUUAUUAUUAUUAUUAUUAUUAUUAUUAUUAUUAUUAUUAUUAUUAUUAUUAUUAUUAUUAUUAUUAUUAUUAUUAUUAUUAUUAUUAUUAUUAUUAUUAUUAUUAUUAUUAUUAUUAUUAUUAUUAUUAUUAUUAUUAUUAUUAUUAUUAUUAUUAUUAUUAUUAUUAUUAUUAUUAUUAUUAUUAUUAUUAUUAUUAUUAUUAUUAUUAUUAUUAUUAUUAUUAUUAUUAUUAUUAUUAUUAUUAUUAUUAUAUCGAAAUCCAUUCCCCUGUCCAGAUGGACUGUUACUAGCAAGAAAAUCCGAUCGGAAAUUUCUUCCAAAUCCAGAUCAAGGCACUCGCGGAGAAGGUGUGAUCGAUUCCGGCGCUGAGGAAAUGGAUCGAAACUCGGCCUGA
This is a messenger RNA of Necator americanus (New World hookworm), 1092 nucleotides long. RefSeq lists its product as uncharacterized. The coding region runs from base 1 to 1092 and encodes 363 amino acids. The transcript has 8 exons. The record is from RefSeq and is a predicted model, not a curated record. Gene Ontology annotation, biological process: glutathione metabolic process. Lineage: Eukaryota; Metazoa; Nematoda; Chromadorea; Rhabditida; Ancylostomatidae. Gene Ontology annotation, molecular function: glutathione transferase activity.